AUGUCGUCCUCCGUGGUAACUCCGGAAGAGUCGCCCCAGGAUAGCACCCCGCGUACCAAGAAAGCGUGUGACUUGUGCCGCAAUCGAAAAGUAAAGUGCCGGGUUUUGGAGUCUCAAGUGGACUGUGAGGGUUGCCGAGAACUCGGACUCAGCUGCACGCGGGACAAGCCUAGGAGGAGAAGAGGCCCGCUCAAUCGUCACGCCUUGGCUCAGUUGCAUUCUGCCUCAUCAAAUGACCAAGUAUGCACUCCAGCGCCGAGCCUAUCACCUCUUCCUGCUCCUCCGACUCCGGUUACGGUAAGAGAGACUACGAGCGACAAGAGCAAAGCUCCCGGGCGGUCGGUCAACUCGACAUUGGAGUUACUUGGCCCACUCCCACUCAUACAGCGAGUCCUCAGUGAUUGGUUCAAGUUCGUCCAUCCUCUCGCCCCAGUCCUGCACCGACAACACCUCCUGCACCGAAUGCAUACCCAUGGCGAGGAUGUGGACCCUGUUUUUGCGGCUCUGGUUCUGUCCGUAUGCUCGGUAACGGUCUCGACUUUGCGUCGAAAGAGUUUUGAACAGUACCCAGCUAUUACGGUGGAGAAGUGCAUCGGCAUUAUUGAGGACGAGAAUUUGUUACGGCCACAGCCAUAUACCCUUGAUUGGUGUAUUACUUGGUACAACAUCGCCUCGGCGCUCCUCGUCGAUCAUGGGCCCGAGGAUUUUCGAGUAUACAGGGGGAUAAAGGAGGCCAUGACUAGUGUUACGUACCUCCUUUGUUUCAAGGGAGGCGACGGCCAUUCGGAACAGGACAAAGAGAUGUUAAAGCGUUUAUACUGGUUUCUCUUCAUGUGGCAAGUAGGAGCUGAGCUGAGAGGACAGCCUCACCUCACGUUUCUUCCUUUCAACCAGGAUCUGGAACAUUUGAGGCCGAAACCCAUUCUGGAUCGUGAUCUGUACCCUUCCUCAACCCCCAAAAACUACGCGCCCAAUUGGCCCGAAGACGAAAUCCCCUUUAUCCCUGGACUCAAUAGUUUGAUUGAUAUAUUUCUCAUAUGGGAAAAGGGCAAGGUGGACAUCGCAACCAAACCACCCGAAGAGGUACUGACGCGUGCAAUGGAGCGUAUCCAAACCGCCCUUGACGGUCUCCGCCCGGAAUUACGGUGGCGAGGUGGGCUCACCCGGUUCCCACGGGGAGCUUGGGGUCACGAGGUCCAGAUGGUUAAUAUUCUGAUCACGGCACUCUCCAUAAAGUCCAAUUUCCUGCAGCACCUGGGUUCCCUGCUUCCCGGGAUCACGCAUCAAGAUAUUGUCAGUGACGUCCUUGAAAUUCUCAACCACCUUCCACAGCCAGUUUUUGAAACGAAUGGAUGCGCGGCAGUGCACAAGAUCCGAGAUAUUGGGUCAGCAUACUUGGCUGAGCUUCGGAUCGGAUCAGGGGUGGUGGUUGGAGAUAACCAGGCUCAGGAAAAGGUGUACCAGCUAUUGAACAAGCUUGAUAGUCUAGAUUUUCGGCCCUAUGCGGAGAGUGUGGAGGUAUGCGCAGCAGAUCAAUAG
Molecule: messenger RNA, 1539 nt
Organism: Clonostachys byssicola
Lineage: Eukaryota; Fungi; Ascomycota; Sordariomycetes; Hypocreales; Bionectriaceae
Source: the annotation of a GenBank genome assembly